This is a messenger RNA of Callorhinchus milii (elephant shark), 940 nucleotides long. RefSeq lists its product as uncharacterized. Bases 13 to 294 code for a protein of 93 amino acids. The transcript has 2 exons. Lineage: Eukaryota; Metazoa; Chordata; Chondrichthyes; Chimaeriformes; Callorhinchidae. Gene Ontology annotation, molecular function: protein binding. The record is from RefSeq and is a predicted model, not a curated record.
CACGACGCCACAAUGGGGAAAAUCUUCCGUGUAGCAGUAUUGGGUUAUAAAGGAGAAAAGAUUAUUGUUGAUGUUGCAAAAGACCAGAAGGAAUUUAAUGAAAUGACUGUUCUGGAGUUCAAGAAGAAAUUGAUCUCAAAACUUCCAGGUUAUUCAGGUGAUCCUGAUGAGAUGCGUUUGAUUUUUGUCAAAACUCAACUGGAAGAUGCAGAUAAAUUCUCUGAUCACCAGAUUAAGGACAUGUCUCAAAUCAUGAUGGUUCUACGUCUUCCUGGAGGUGGAGGGAUGAGCUAGAAGAGCAAACUUACAUAGAAAAUGAAACACGAUUAAGGAGUUCCUGUUUUUGAUAAAUUACAAUAAUAAUCACGUUUGAUGUAGUGGCUUUGUCGGCAUCAUGAAGACAUCUUAAAGUGCUUCACACUGCUCGCAAUUGAACCAGAAUGAUACAAAUGUAGUGCUUUUUGAUGAAUGGCUACACUUUAUUUUCAUUACUCUGGUGGUGGGACUUUCUGGUUAAACCACUUUGCCCUGACAUUGCACUCACAAUGUUGGGAGAGUGUUUGCAUGGGAAUAUAAAUAUGAACCGUUUUGUAAAAAUCUGCAUGAACAUGUUUUAACCCCCACCACACACACUCAUACACAGAUUUCAUUCCUAUGUGAAGUUUAAUUCUCUGCGGUUAUGGUGAUUAAGCGCUCCGAGGUGCUGUCCGGCAUGAAGGGCGCUAUGUAAAUGUAAGUUGUUGAUGUUGCUAAUUCAUGUUUAUAUUUGGUUAUAUUAAAUAUUCACCAGAGUAUAAAUCCGAGGAAUGUACUUUUCCGGGCUGCAAUUGUUCAGAUAAUGUCACAAAGAAUAGUCACCUAUGUAUUUAAUUGCCAGUUUAAAAUGUUACUGGGAUUGCCUUCAUAAUUUUAAUUAUUAUGAGGUUAAUAAAAAGCAAUU